Lodderomyces parapsilosis is the source of this 945-nucleotide messenger RNA. RefSeq lists its product as uncharacterized. NCBI's taxonomy places the organism in Eukaryota, Fungi, Ascomycota, Pichiomycetes, Serinales, Debaryomycetaceae. The transcript has a single exon. The coding region runs from base 1 to 945 and encodes 314 amino acids. The record is from RefSeq and is a predicted model, not a curated record.
AUGACAGCUGCUAAAACUACAACUAUCAAUCAACAACAACAGACUUUUGAAAAUGGUGUUUGUGGUAAUCACUCACCAGUCGAAGGAUCAUCAAAACAAUAUCAAAAUGCUCAACCGGAACAACAACAACAAGAGGGUGUAAAAGAGGCAUCAGAAGUCACUAAAGAUUUAAAUAAAGGUGCUUUACCAGGUCUAUUGACUCCAAAACACUUGAAAUCGUAUCCCAUUAUUGCAUCAGGUGAAUCAGCAGUCAAGAUGAUCCCAUUAAGCGGAUACAUCACCAAUGCCACCAAAUCCACCUUUACCUUUUUCCGUGGGUUCCAACCCAUCAAGUACCUAGUUGAAACCAGUGACAUUUACUCCGACCUAAUUUUAUCCAAAUUGGACGAUUGGGCACCAAGUUUGCAAACGGUUGAAGUACAAGAUUUAACCAAUCCAAUAACAACACCAGUGAUUGUUGCCGUUGACACGGUAAAUUUCAAGAUUUCCGCCAUUAAUGAAACUGUAUCCAAGCGUAUCAUCGAACCAGUGAGUAAAACCAUUGUUGAACCUACAAAAGAUUGCAUUUCUAAUGUGUCGCAAGAAUUGCAUAACAAGACUCAUGAUGCUAAUGGUAAGAAUAUCUUUAUCAAGCCGGUUGAUCCUGUUGUUGCUCCAUUUAAUGAAUCUUUGGAACAAUUUGUUGAUAAUCAUUUCCCCAAUCAUAAGAAGUUGGCUGCAAGCUCUGUCGGAGAGACAUGUAAUGAAAAGAACGGUGCCGGAGCUGCUAGUACAGCUGCUGCAACAAGUGAAAUUGCGAGAACAUUCAAGAUUGUUGGAUCAAUCAUGACUAAAGAAACCAAGGACAAUAAUGGAAACACAACUAUUGUCAAUGCUAAUGGAAAUACGUCGCAAGAUGUCAAAGUUGAGAAAGAGGUGAAGAAGACAUCGUGCUUUUUUAGAUGA